Molecule: messenger RNA, 1287 nt
Organism: Phytophthora sojae
Lineage: Eukaryota; Oomycota; Peronosporomycetes; Peronosporales; Peronosporaceae
Exons: 1
Coding region: 1-1287 (428 amino acids)
Source: RefSeq, a predicted model, not a curated record
AUGGUGAAGCUCUUCUGUGCGAUCGUUGGGGUGGCGGGAGCCGCUUUUCCAGUGGACAUCGACGCGGAGCAGUCGGUGGGGGACUUGAAGAAGGCGAUCAAGGCGGAGAACCCGGCGACGAUCACGGGCGACGCCAAGGACCUGCAGCUCUUCCUGGCGAAGAAGGACGGCGCGUGGCUGAAAGAUGACGAUCCUGCUGCGCUGGAGUUGGAAGAAGGAAAGACGCAUCAAGACAUUCAAACGGUGAUCGAUGGCGAGAAGAUGAAGGCUACGUGGACAAUUGAGGACGUGUUGACAGCUAACAAUAUGACCAAACGGAAAGGGCGCGCUCCAAAGUCGAGACAAAUCCACGUGCUGGUGGUGGUUCCGGAGGGGGCAGUUGGUUCAGCGAGCGAGACUUCCAGGAUGGAUCAAGUGGUCCAAGAGGUGCACGAAAUUCAUGCGCAAACUGUGCUGACCAAGCGCAAGACAUAUGUCCACUCGAAGGUGGGUUCGACCGAGUACAAGGAACUUCUGGACGCCUUCAACAUUAAGGUGCAACCUGUGCGUAAAGCUGCUGCUAAGUGGGGUGAAGUCAAGGGGUUCACAUGGGACAUGAAACUCAGCGAGGAGAAGCAGAAAGAUGAAUAUCGCGAGUAUGUUGACAGCAACAUUGGCGAGCUUCUCCAGGAGGAGAAGCUUUGCGUGUUCGGUGUGGAAAAUACGACAGAUAUUCUCCGAGUUGUUGUCAACGGCUCCAACAUUGAGCUCCGGGGUCGCACCGAUCUUCUCAUACUCAGUGAUAUCGUCAUGGAGAGCGCGGAUUAUGCGCUGGACUUGCCUGAAGUGAGGAUGCUGAUUGUAGUGAAGAAAAAGGUUGAAAGACAAUCUGUCUUCCAGGCGAUGUCAGAGCUAAUUGCUCUGGCUCUGCUUGCCGACGACCCAGUGGUUGCACUGCUUACUGACUUCAACGGCGAUUGGCGAUUCUUCUGGGUCGCCGGGAAGGAAAACAAUACCACUUGCGUCAACAAAGUGAACAUUACGAAUCCAGGUGAAGCUUUCGAGUUGAUCAGGCAGCUACUGAAGCCUACGGAUAUCAUGACCCCAGUGCUUCAAGACCCUGUGAAGCGCCAGAAGUUAUCCCGGGUGUUGCCGUCCAUCAGCGAGGCCAGUGAAAGUGGCGGGAUUCGUGAGAGCAUCGAACGAUACUAUGACAUCGCCAGUUGUUUAGGCCCCGACUUGGACAUGGCGCGUGCUGUGGCUAGACAGGUCACUCGAUCUAUUCCCACGUUGAGUUAUUUCAGCUAA